Messenger RNA from Syngnathoides biaculeatus (alligator pipefish), 3026 nucleotides. RefSeq names its product elaC ribonuclease Z 1 (gene elac1). The transcript has 5 exons. The record is from RefSeq and is a predicted model, not a curated record. Bases 1047 to 2081 code for a protein of 344 amino acids. Gene Ontology annotation, cellular component: nucleus. Gene Ontology annotation, molecular function: 3'-tRNA processing endoribonuclease activity. Lineage: Eukaryota; Metazoa; Chordata; Actinopteri; Syngnathiformes; Syngnathidae.
CUACCUCUUACUAACUAGCUAACUAACUAACUCUACCUCCUUUUGCCCUCCAACUACCAUUACUACGUCUUACUAGCUAGCGAAUUAACUAUCUAACUAACUAACUCUACCUCCUUUUGCCCUCCAACUACCUUUACUACCUCUUACUAGCUAGCUAACUAACUAACUACCUCCUUCUGCCCCCCAAAUACCAUUACUACCUCUUACUAGCUAGCUAGCUAACUAACUAACUAACUCUGCCUCGUUUUGCCCUCCAACUACCAUUACUACCUCUUACUAGCUAGCUAGCUAACUAACUAACUCUACCUCCUUUUGCCCUCCAACUACCAUUACUACCUCUUACUAACAAACAAGCUAUCUAGUUAGCUAACUAACUCUACCUCCUUUCCCCCUCCAACUACCAUUACUACCUCUUACUACUCACGCCUACCAGUUACUAGUUCUGCAAUCGUGACUCCUUUUGGCUACUCAUCAUCAUAACUCGUCACACCAAGACUAUUCGCUGUACUAGUCCCAAAGCUACCUGGUACAACACUGCAUUCUCGCAGUAUUACUACUACCCGCUACUACUAAUUUAAUCCAAACCCUUCCUUACUACUACUGGUACUACUACGUCCACUGCGACUUACUGCCACGACUGCGCUACCGAUCAAUCCAAGUCCAAACUAGCAGGCAUUCAAGCACGUUUUAUGGUCUAAUCAGUAUUCGUUUUAGUAAUAUUCAUUCAUCACUUUCGGGUUCUCAUCGCACUGGUCUGUAACGGGAACCGGAUAAGGGCACUCCACCCUUGGCGGGAUCCUCGAGGGUCCGUGGGAGGUCGCCCGUGUGUUCCGCGGACUUGGAGAAUGCGUUCGACCGUGCGUGUCCCUCGGGGAGUCCUGUGAGGGGUUUUUUUGGGAGUAUGAUACUGAUACGGGCCGUUCGGCCCCCGUACCACCGGUGUCGUGGUUUGGUCCGCAUUGCCGGCAAUAAGUCGGACUGGAAUUCCGGUGAGAGUUGGACUCCGCCAAGGCUGCCCUUGGUCACCGAUUUUGUUCACAGCUUUUAUGGAGAGAAUUUCUCAGCAGAUGAUGGGAUUCUGUCUGAAUGUCUAUUCUUGUCGCAUCAGCAAAGUGUUCAUCUCUCACCUCCACGGCGAUCACGUGUUGGGUCUCCCGGGCCUCCUCUGCACGGUCAGCCUCAACUCGACCUCCGACCCCGAGCAGAGCGUCAAGUGCGUAGACGUGUUCGGGCCCCGCGGCCUCCGCCAUUUUCUGCGGGUGACGCUGGGCCUGACGAGCUCGCAGCUGCUCUUCCCUUACGCCGUUCAUGAAUUGGAGCCCACACCAGACCAAAGUCCAGAAGAGGGUCGGCUCAGUCCCGAGGCGACGACGGAGCGCGGGCCGCCGCUCCCGCAGGAGCGACCCGGCAGAAACAUCCCAUUGGACGCCUCGUCCGACGCUUACUUCCUCUUUGAAGACGACAAGUUUGCGGUGAAAGCCUUCAGGCUCUUCCACCGCGUUCCCUCGUUCGGGUUCUGCGUGCACGAGCGCGACCGACCCGGAAGGCUCAAGACGGAACUGCUCAAACAGAUCGGCCUGAAGCCCGGUCCGCUUUACGGGCGUCUCAAAGCGGGUCAGGAGGUUCUCCUGGAGGACGGGCGCGUGAUCUCGCCCGCCGAGGUUCUGGAAGAGAACAUCCCCGGGAGGAAGGUGUGCAUCCUGGGGGACUGCGGCUCGGCGCCCGGGGGCGGCGGCCUCGCCCUCUGCCGGGGGGCCGACCUCCUGAUCCACGAGGCCACCCUGGGCGAGGCGUACGCGGACAAGGCGCUGGAGCGCGGGCACAGCACGCCCGGGAUGGCGGCGGCGCUGGCGAGGGCCUGCGGGGCCCGCCGGCUGGCCUUGUAUCAUUUCAGCCAGAGGUACAAACCUGAGAAAGUCGACGGGGGCGGGGGCGGGGGCGGAGACGACGACGACGGCGGCGGCUACGACGUCUCGGAGCUGCGACGUCAAGCUGAAGACGUUCUGCGCGACCACCACGUGGACGUCAUUCUGGCCGAGGACUUCCUCACCGUCGACAUUCCAUCACGCAGAGCUAAAUGAGCUCUCAAGACUGGAACAUAAAUGUCGUCUUCCGAAUCGUAACCUUCUCAGAAAGCGGAAAAGACGGAUCACGUGAAACUUUUUUUUUUUCCUUCAGCGAGAAGCAUCACAGACGUUAACUUCAGCUUCUUGAUGUUUGUUAAAAAAAUGUGGACAAUAUUACAUUCUCGUGUUAAAUUUGAGAUCCCAACCCCGUUUAGGAACCCGACGCUUGUUUUGAAACCCAUCCACCGUUCUCUUUUCCGCUUAUCCUCACGAGGGUGGAGGCUGGAGCCGAUCCCAGGUGUCAACGGGCAGGAGGCGGGGUACACCCUGAAGUGGUCGCCAGCCAAUCGCGGGGCACAUCGAGACAAACAACCAAUCGCACUCAGAAUCACACCUCGGGGCAAUUUAGAGUGUCCAAUGAAUGUUGCGUGUUUUUGGGAUGCGGGAGGAAACCGGAGAAAACCCAGGCAGGCUCGGGGAGAACAUGCAAACUCCACACAGCCAGGGGCUGGGAUCGAACCCUGGACCUCAGAACUGUGAGGCCAACGUUUUACCAGCUGAGUAACUGCCUAUCCAUUCUUUUUUUAUUAUUUUUUUAAAAUAUAGCUGUCUUGGAAAUAUGAAUACUUUUCCAUACACAUUGUGAUUUUUCACAUUUUUUCAGAGAGCAAAAUCGCCAAAAUGAAUUGACUUGUUUUAAAUAGAAUCUUUUUCAAUAUCGACAUGCAACGUGGUGCCAAAAAUUGUUUACACGGGACGAUAAAAAACAAAACCCCAUUAAUAAGUUUUUGCAGAAUCAUUUUCCAGAGCUUUUAUUUCUGGAUCUGUACACAAGGUAUUAAAGAAGAACAGAAAAUACAAAAGAAUGUCUAACAAAUGCAGAGAGAAAACAAACAAGCAAACAGAAUGUCUAUGUACAAUUCUUAUAAACAAUAAAGAUAACUUCUGUUCUGGAACAUU